Trichomonas vaginalis G3 is the source of this 3033-nucleotide messenger RNA. Its product is annotated as biological adhesion protein. Lineage: Eukaryota; Parabasalia; Trichomonadida; Trichomonadidae. The transcript has a single exon. Bases 1 to 3033 code for a protein of 1010 amino acids. The record is from RefSeq and is a predicted model, not a curated record.
AUGAGUGACCAGGAAUCAUUUGGAGACUUAAGUUUCCCUACAUCCCCAAACAAGUCUGGGGCCACAGCAGAUUCAGAGGCCUCAGCUAAGCAACAGCUUCAGAAAGUUUACAAGAUUUUAUCUACAAGCUUCUCACGCGAAGUACAGUCUGUUUCAGACGUUCAAGCCGUCAUCAAAGCAUUCGUCACCAAAUACCUCAAGACUAAAGACCAGUUAAAGGAGGCAACGGAAAUGAAUGACGAACUUACUUCACGUCUUCAGCAGAGCUUUGAUCAAACUCAGCUUGAUGAAGCCAACCAAGAGCAGCUCAUGCAAACAGGUGAAGAACUCAACAAGAAACUUCGCCAAUACAAGAAGAGAGUUUUAGCCCUUGAAGACCAAUUACGCGAACAACAAACAGCUAACGAGGAAGCCCAGACCCAAAUCCGCGAGCUCAAACAAGCCCAAGACGAUCUCAAGCGCGAGAAAACCAAAUUAACCGAAGAUCUUACAAAAGCUCAACUUGCAGCCAUCCAGAACCAGCCAGUUGUUCAGGAGACCGACCCAGUUGAGAAGACAGCCAAGCUCUUCGAAGAACUCGUCGCUGCUCAGGCAUCAGAAAUCGAAGAUCUCGUUCACCAGAGAGACAUCCUCAUUGAGAACAUCAGAUCGCUCGAUGGUGCCGUUCUCGAUGCCGAGAAGAUGCUCACAGAGUAUGCGAACGAAAAGGCUGAAAGCGAGAAGAUGAAGUCCGAAUUAAUCAAGAAGAACGAAGCACUUACAGACAAAUUACCAACCCUCGCACAGGAAGUCGAGCAGCGCAUCCCAUGCGACUUACGUUCAUCUCUUCCUCAGAAUGGCUCUGAUUCCGAAAAAUUCAUUUUGGCAACAAUCGAAGCACUCGUACAGACAAGAGCUGUUCCUCAGCAGCCAGUCGUCGAAGAGAAGGAGGAGACAGUCGCUAAAAACAAGUACAUCGCCUUACUUACCAGAUUGGAAGACGCCGUCCGCUUCAUCCAGUCAAUUGCAAAGGCUGGCGACAAAGCAGGUGACAUCUGUCCACUCGGCAUCGACUCAGAAGUCAGGACACAGCUUCUUACACAGGCGGCGAGAAUGGGCCACUUCGUCGACGAGAACCUUCUUGCUGUCGGCAUAGAGAACCUUCCAAACCACAUGUCCAUCUUCGAGCCAGGCUCAUUCGAGUCAACUGAGGCACAACUCAAAGAAUUCUACAACUUCGUUACAGAGGAGCAGCUGAAGGAGUCUCCAGUGCGCGAACUCUUCGCCCUCUUCGCCUCUGUCUGCGAGGUAAACAAGAUGGUCAUGAACUUCGCAGAGAACCAGAGAAACAAAUCACACCAAACAGACAGAAAUGUUGUAAACUCAGAAGCACUCAGAAACUUACAGCGCGAUAACUUCGACUUGGCUCAGUGGAAGGCAGUCAACCAGGAGAAGAUAGAGGCUGCAACAGCUGUCUUGGCCAAACUCACUGAAGACGACGGAGAAACAGCAAUGGACGUGAUGGCAAACAAACUCGCUCAGAAGUACGAAGACGCAGCGAAGGAAAACAAGGAACUGAAGGAGACAAUCGAAAAACUCGAAAACGAGAAGAAGGAAAUGGAAGAAUCCAACCAAGUUUCAAUGCAGGAAGCAACAGAACAGAUCCAGACACGCGAUAUCUCUCUCCAAGAGGCAGAGAAGUCCAGAUUGGAAGAGACACAGCAGUUGAAUGAGAAAGUCUCUCAGCUCUCUCAGCAGAACCAGUCUCUGGCACAGAGAUUCAAGGCAACGACAGAGGGACUCGAAGCAGCUCUCAGAGAGAAGACGGCCAAGCUGAAGAAGGCACUCCUCGCACAGACAGAGACAAAGAAGAUGCUCGACCAGAUCCAGGAGAGGACAAACGCAAUUGUCUCUGAAAACGAGACAUUGCACCAGCAGAACGCAGAGAUGGAGGAAACACUCACUAUUCAGAAGGAACAACUCGAUGCUUUGGCUGAAAACGAGAAGAAGUUGAGAGAUUCCAGAGAGGCACUAAAGAAGAGAAUCGCAAAUUACGAACAACAGAACUCUACAACUCUCCAGGACUUAAAGACAAGAAACGACGCCGUCCAACAGAAGUAUCAGGACACAAUCACAAACUUAGAGAAAGAAAUACAAGAUCUCAAGGCAGCGACAGAGCAGCUCAAGGAAGAGAACGAGUCAGGAAAGAAGGAGCGCCAGGAACUCCAGCAGACAAUCACAAACCUCAGAGUAUCAGAAAGAUCACUCAACCUCAAACUCAAGACAUUGCAAGAGCGCCAGGCACUGGAGAAAUCAGCUGCUGAAGCCAGAAACAACACGUACAUGAUCUCCCUCAAGGCACAGGCAGGAAGACAGAUCGACGAGGCCAAGGCACAGUUGGAGCAGACGAGACAGGCGAUCACAAAGAUUCUGCAGAACCAGUUCGGAGAGCAGUUAGAAGAAGACGCUUCAUUCAACGACUUGUUCAACAGACUGGACAGAAGACUGCAGAUGUACACAUCAGACAAGAGAAUUCUCGCAGACGCAAUCAAACUCCGCGGCGACCUCAAACUGGCAGCGAAUGUCACUCUUUCAGAGGCAUGGGCCAGCGAGGUUCAGUCGAAGAACAACGCAGAGACAGCUGUUGCGAGAAUCACAAAGGAAAGAAGAAUAAUCGAGAACGAACUCACAAAUCUGAAGAGAUCCACAGAGAAGAUGUCACAGGACGCGAAACAAGCAGCAGAGUGGGAGAACUGGGGCAGAUCUCUCUUCAAACAGGUCAAUGAGUCAUCUGCAGAGAUCCCUGUUCAAGAACUCAGAUUCAAACUCUCUGAAGAUGUUCUUGCAGCAAUCAAGGACAGAUCAACACUGAAGAGACUGGACACAUUGAGACAGCAGAAGAAGGUUCUCAAGAAUCCUGCUCUUCAGGAACCAAUCAAGACAAACCAGGAAUUGUCUAUCAGAUCUAUAAUGUGCAUCUUGAUCUUCGCACAGAGAAUUAACGGCGGACCAGGAAACCUUACUCCAAUCUCGAUUUCACCAAGAAAAGAUUAA